Molecule: messenger RNA, 2112 nt
Organism: Eremothecium sinecaudum
Lineage: Eukaryota; Fungi; Ascomycota; Saccharomycetes; Saccharomycetales; Saccharomycetaceae
Product: HBL035Cp
Exons: 1
Coding region: 1-2112 (703 amino acids)
Biological process (GO): UDP-N-acetylglucosamine metabolic process; fructose 6-phosphate metabolic process; protein N-linked glycosylation
Molecular function (GO): carbohydrate derivative binding; L-glutamine:D-fructose-6-phosphate transaminase (isomerizing) activity
Source: RefSeq, a predicted model, not a curated record
AUGUGUGGAAUUUUUGGUUAUUGUAACUAUUUGGUGGAGAAAACUAGAGGAGAUGUUAUAGACACUUUAGUGGAAGGUCUUCAACGAUUGGAGUACAGAGGAUAUGAUUCUACUGGUAUUGCUAUCGACGGUGAUAAUGCUGGUGAAACAUUCAUCUUUAAGCAAAUUGGGAAGGUUUCGGCAUUGCAAAAAGAAAUUGAUGUAUGUAAACCAAACAGGGAUGUUUCAUUCGUUUCUCACUGUGCUAUUGCCCAUACUAGAUGGGCUACUCACGGUCAACCAAGAAAAGUGAACUGUCAUCCUCAGCGGUCUGAUGAGAACAACGAGUUUGUUGUUGUGCAUAAUGGUAUAAUUACAAACUUUAGAGAGUUAAAGACGUUGUUGGUAAACAAGGGCUUCAAGUUUGAAUCAGAUACUGAUACUGAAUGUAUUGCUAAGUUGUUCAAGCAUUUGUAUGAUACCAAUAUGGAGAAUGGGCACGAAGUGGAUUUCCAUGAACUAUCAAAACAGGUUUUGUUAGAAUUGGAGGGUUCCUAUGGUCUUCUUUGCAGAUCUUCUCGUUACCCCAACGAAGUUAUUGCAACUAGGAAGGGCUCCCCAUUAUUGAUUGGAGUUAAAUCAGAGAGGAAGUUAAAGGUUGACUUUGUAGAUGUCGAGUUCCCUGAUAACGAAGAUAAACGUGAAGUCCCACUGGCAGCAAGAAACUCUCACCACAAGAGAAACGAGAAUUUGUUGCCUAUAACUACCACUGAGUCUCACCUAAGGCACUCACAGUCGAGGGCCUUCCUUUCUGAGGAUGGUGCACCAAACCCUGUUGAAUUCUAUUUGUCUUCGGAUGCAGCUUCUGUUAUAAAACACACUAAGAAAGUUUUAUUCUUAGAAGAUGACGAUAUUGCUCACAUAUACGAUGGUGAAUUGCAUAUUCACAGGUCCAGGAGAGAAGUUGGUGCUUCUGCCACCCGGUCUAUUCAAACAUUGGAAAUGGAGUUGGCUCAAAUUAUGAAGGGACCUUAUAAGCACUUUAUGCAAAAGGAAAUUUUUGAACAACCUGAGUCAACCCUUAAUACAAUGAGAGGUAGGAUUGACUUCGAGAAUAACACAGUUAUGCUAGGUGGUUUGAAGUCUUGGUUACCAGCUAUCAGAAAUGCCCGGCGCUUGACAAUGAUUGCAUGUGGUACCUCAUAUCACUCUUGUAUGGCAGCAAGGGCGAUUUUUGAGGAAUUGUCUGAGAUCUUAGUUAGUAUAGAGUUGGCUUCUGACUUUUUGGAUAGAAGAUGUCCUGUCUUUAGAGAUGACGUUUGCGUCUUCGUCUCCCAAUCUGGGGAGACUGCAGAUACCAUGUUAGCACUCAACUACUGUAUUGAAAGAGGUGCUUUAACUGUGGGUAUUGUUAAUAGUGUUGGUUCAUCCAUUUCUAGAGUCACCCAUUGCGGUGUCCAUAUUAAUGCUGGUCCAGAAAUUGGUGUGGCUUCAACGAAAGCUUAUACUUCACAGUAUAUUGCCUUGGUGAUGUUGGCUUUAUCACUAUCAGAUGAUAGAGUUUCCCGGAUUGAAAGAAGAAAGGAAAUUAUUCAGGGUCUAAAGAAAAUCCCAGAACAAAUCAAACAAGUGUUGCAAUUAGAAGCACCAAUCAAGAAGUUAUGUGAAACUGAAUUGGUUAACCAGAAAUCCUUGUUGCUAUUGGGUAGAGGUUACCAGUUCGCUUCUGCAUUGGAAGGCGCUUUAAAGAUUAAGGAAAUUUCGUACAUGCAUUCUGAGGGCGUCUUGGCAGGUGAAUUGAAACAUGGUGUUUUAGCAUUGGUUGAUGAGCACCUCCCAAUUAUUGCCUUUGGUACCAGGGAUUCAUUGUUCCCAAAGGUUGUUUCCUCAAUUGAACAGAUUAUUGCCAGAAAGGGACGUCCAAUCAUUAUUUGUAAUGAAAAUGAUGAAGUAUGGGAGAAGAAAGCCACAACCGCGGAAGUUAUUACUUUGGAAGUCCCACAAACAGUAGACUGUUUACAGGGAUUAUUAAACAUCAUUCCAUUACAACUAACCGCAUAUUGGUUGGCGGUGAAUAAUGGAAUUGAUGUUGAUUUCCCAAGAAAUUUGGCGAAAUCCGUGACAGUUGAAUAA